Messenger RNA from Argentina anserina (silverweed cinquefoil), 5820 nucleotides. RefSeq names its product DDT domain-containing protein PTM. The transcript has 11 exons. The record is from RefSeq and is a predicted model, not a curated record. Lineage: Eukaryota; Viridiplantae; Streptophyta; Magnoliopsida; Rosales; Rosaceae. Bases 200 to 4834 code for a protein of 1544 amino acids.
UCUCUCGGGACGACUCAGAUAGUUGUUGGGUCCUCUCUCUCUCUCUCUCUCUCUCUCUCUCUCUCUCUCUCUGCACGUUGAAACCGUUUCUUUUCUAGAGAGAGAAAGUCCUCCCCUUUUCUCAUUCUCUCUCUCUCUCAACCCAAAAUCAAUGAGAGAGAAAGAGCGAAUUCCCAAGUGACCCGAGCAAGCUUGGAAAAUGGAGUUCGUCGGGAGAACUGUGCGGAAAGACCUCGUCGUCGGCACUGUCAAAUCCUACUCCCCCUCCUCCGGAUUCUUCCGUGUCCUUUUCGAAGACGGAACUUCCCAAGACUUCGACUCCGCCCACCUCUCUCCUCUCCUCCUCCUCUCCGAACCCGACCCGGUCAAGCCCGCCCGACCCGGCCGCAGGCCCAAGAAACGACGCCGCACUGGUAAUUCUGCUCACGAUUCUGAGCGCGUUGGUCAUUCUGGUGAUGUGAGAGUCGCGAUUGAUUUGAAUGCGGGGUUUAAUUUUAGCUUGAACGAUGAUAAUGAUGCUGAAAUUAGGGAUUGUAUUGAUUUGAAUUUGGAUGCCACUGGCUGUUGUGAUUCGGUUGAGAAUUUCGAUGGGGCUGGCUCCAGUGUUGUAGUGACUCCCCAAGGAACCAAGAGGAGGGGCUGCGAUUUCGAUUUGAACUUGGAGCUGGCCGAGGAGCUUAGGGAUGGAGAGAGUGACUGCGUUACUCCUAAGUUUGAGAGGAUUGAAGAGAUGAGUGGAGAUUUGAUAGGAAACGCAGUUGAGGAUGGUAAUGCUGGUGUGGAUCGGAAGCUCGUGUGUAUUGAUAUCCAUGAAGAAGUUGCGUUGGACGGCGGCAUCGAGUGUGGUGUUGGGGAUUUGAACACCAGUGCUUUGGAGGAUAAUGGUGUGGUGGUGAAAGAUGAUCCUUCUGAAGCUGUUACUCCACUGACACAUGUGCAGCUAGGGGAUUUGGCGAGUCCCAGCGUUCAAAAGAGUAGCCGAAGAAAGAGAAGGAAGGUGCAGGACAAUUCGGUGUCUGCUACUACGGGGACAGUUUUGAGGAGAAGUUCUCGCAGGGGAUCUGCUCGAAAUCAUGUUUCUGCUGGUGUUUGUAGUCCGGUGCAGUCUUCGGCGGGCGCUGAUGUAGCAGGGGAUGCACUAGUGGUUUCUGGCAGUGAAGAAGCUGAUAAGCCUAGUGUUGCUCCUCAGAAGCUGGAAUUGCCUCCGUCGUCACAACAUUUGAAUUUAGAGGAUGUUCCUGUGCUUGACCUUUUUUCUAUCUAUGCCUGUUUUAGAUCAUUCAGCACUCUAUUGUUUCUGAGUCCCUUCAAGUUGGAGGAUUUCGUGGCAGCACUGCAAUGCAAGUCUCCUAGUUUGUUAAUUGAUUCUGUUCAUCUUUCUGUUCUGCAAACACUAAGAAAGCAUUUGGAUUCCCUUUCAAAUGAAGGUUCCGAAUCUGCUUCUCAUUGUCUAAGGAGUCUUAAUUGGAAUUUUCUGGACUUAAUUACGUGGCCGGUUUUCAUGGUUGAGUACUUUCUGAUUCAUUGUUCAGGAAUGAAACCUGGAUUUGACCUGAGUCACUUUAAGCUUCUAAAAAGUGACUACUAUAGUCAGCCUGCUUCUCUAAAAGUUGAAAUUCUCCGCUGUCUAUGUGAUGAUUUGAUAGAAGGGGGAGCCAUAAAGUCAGAGAUUAACAGAAGGUGUUCAACAUCUGAACAUGACAUGGUUUUUGAUCGUGAUGUCAACUUUGACGUCUGCAAGAAAAGGAGGACUUCUGUGCAAGUUGCUGGUGGCUCCAGUUUGAAUGAUGAAGAUGUUGAUGAAACUCCUGACUGGAAUAGUGAUGAAUGCUGCCUCUGCAAGAUGGAUGGAAAUUUAAUAUGUUGUGAUGGCUGCCCAGCAGCUUACCAUUCAAGAUGUGUAGGAGUUGCCAGUGAUCUUUUGCCUGAGGGUGAUUGGUAUUGCCCUGAGUGUAUGAUCAAUAGGCAUAAACCUUGGAUGAAACUCCGCAAGUCACUUCGAGGUGCAGAGUUAUUAGGAAUUGAUCCUCAUGGUCGACUAUAUUUUAAAAGCUGUGGCUACCUAUUGGUAUCAGGCUUCUGUGAUGAUGAAUCUGCAUUCAAUUACUAUCACAGAGAUGAUCUAAACAAGGUAAUUGAAGUGCUCAGGUCUUCAGAAUUUUCCUAUAAUGGGAUAUUAUUGGAAAUCUUUAAGCACUGGGACAUCUCUACUACCUAUAAUGGAGUAGUUAGUAGCAAGUCCCUGGACCGAUUAGAACUAUCAGAAACAUGUGGUGCUAAAAAUGAGACUCAUGAAAAGUUUUGUAAUCUUGGUUCUGAUGUUUCAAAUUCUGUUCAAGUGCUGAGGACGCCCAUCAUUCAGUAUGAUUCAAAUAAUCUUGCUGAUAUUUCAAAUCAAUCAGAUUUGGUAGGAAAGUUUCACCCUGAAGACUCUUCUUUGACAUCUAUUUGCUUGAAUGCCAGACCAGAGAGCAAUGGUUCUAUUCAUCUUGGAGAAAUUUCAUCUGCUAUAACAGCUAGAAAACAGGGCACUUCAGAAGUACAUUAUGGAAUUGGUUACAUGAAUUACUACAGUUUUGGCCAAAUUGCUUCAUCUGUUGCUGAGGAGUUCAUGUCUAAAUCAUCAGAAAGAAAUAAGGAAGGCACUGGAAUAACAGAAGAGGAUUUAAUAUCUGCACAGAUGAAGACCAUUAUAAAAAUAUCUUCAAAGUUUUCCUGGCCAAAUAUUGAGAGCUUAAAAAUAGAUGUGCAGAAAGAGAAAUGUGGUUGGUGCUUCUCAUGCAAAUUUCCUGCAGAUGAUAGGAAUUGCUUGUAUAUUACGAGUAUGCUUCCUUUACCGGACGUUUCGAAGUCUGAUGCAGUUGGACUUCAAUUGAAAAUAAUCCCCAGCGAUCAUCUUAAUGAUGUCAGCUGUCAAAUUUUAUCCAUUCAUGAUCGCCUGCUUGGGCUGUUGUUGGGUCCGUGGUUGAAACCGCAUCAUACAGAAUUCUGGCGGAACAGUCUUAUUAAUGCAUGUGAUCUUGCAUCCGUUAAGCAUUUGCUGCUCCUGCUAGUGGAGAAUUUGCACCAUCGUGCUUUGUCUGCAGAUUGGUUGAAACAUGUGGAUUCUGUUGUUACCGUGGGUUCAGCUUCGCAUGUUGUGACUUCAUUACGUGCAACCUCAAAGAACAUGAAUAGCAGAAAGAGGCCCAAAUUUUCAGAUAAUGACAAUCCAUCUUCAAAUGCCGGCAGUGGAUUGGGAAUGUUUUGGUGGAGAGGUGGCAGGCUUUCUCGCCAGGUGUUUAGUUGGAAGAUUUUGCCUCGGUCCUUGACAUCUAAGGCUGCCAGACAAGGUGGGUGCACAAAAAUAAUGGGUAUAUUGUAUCCUGAGAAUUCAGAAUAUGCAAAGAGAAGCAAAUAUGUUGCCUGGCGAGCUACUGUUGAGACUUCAACUAGUGCAGAACAUCUUGCUUUGCAGGUUAGGGAGCUUUAUUCAAAUAUUAGGUGGGAUGAUAUUGAGAACACACACGUUCUGCCUACGUUGGACAAAGAAUCUAUAAAAUCAAUCAAGCUUUUUAGGAAAGUCAUUGUCCGUAGGAAGUGCUCUGAAAAGGGGGUGGUCAAGUAUCUUCUUGAUUUUGGAAAGAGAAGAGCAAUCCCCGACAUCGUCAGGAAACAUGGUUGUGUGCUUGAAGAACCAUCCAGUGAAAAGAAAAAGUUUUGGCUUGAAGAAUCAUAUCUUCCUCUGCAUCUUUUGAAAAAUUAUGAGGAGAGAAAAAUUGUCCGGAAGUCUAAUGAUGGGAAGUCUGGCAAAGCUCUUCCUGUUGAUAGAGUAAUAAAGCGUCCCCAGGUUGAAAAGGGAUUUGCUUAUUUGUUUGCCAAAGCAGAAAGGUCAGAGUAUUAUAAGUGUGGACACUGCCGCAAAGAUGUCCUGAUAAGGGAAGCUGUGAGUUGUCAAGUUUGCAGAGGAUUUUUCCACAAAAGGCAUGCAAAGAAGUCUGCGGGAGCCAUUGUUUCUGAGUGCACAUAUACAUGUCACCGGUGCCAGAAUGGGGUCUCUGCGAAGAUUGUUCCAAAAAGUGGGAAAGUAGAUAAAAAGAAAGGAAAAGUUGGUACAAAAAAAGGGAAAGUUGGUACAAAAAUAGAGAAAGGAAAGUCGCAGAAAUUAAAAAAUUCUCAAACUGAACGCAGAUCACUACGUUUGAGAAGCAAAAGGAAAGGUUUAGCUGGAGGAAAAAAGGUACAAUUGAAAAAUACCAAAAAGGUUCCGGUAAGUCUACCUUUACGUCGCUCUCCAAGGAAAAGUAAGUGCUUGACAUUGCAAAAUAAAAAGCAGAGCAAAUGCAAGAAAGGAAAACAAAGCAAAUCCAAGAAGGGUACGUAUAAGACAUCUAAGACGGCGGCUUCAUGGCAGAAGAAGAGAACACAAGUUUACCGCAGUUACUGGCUAAAUGGUCUCCAGUUGUCUAGAAAGCCAACUGAUGAACGUGUAAUGCUCUUUAGGGAUAAAAAACUAAUUGCGAUCUCUGGCUGUUCCUCUAUCAUUCUUGGUCAACUCAAAUGCCAGCUCUGUUGUGAAGCAGAAUAUGCAUCUACUUUAGAUUAUAUCGGGUGUGAACUAUGUGGAGAGUGGUUCCAUGGAGAGGCUUUUGGGCUGGGUUCAGAAAACAUCGAUAAGCUUAUUGGAUUCAGAUGCCAUGUGUGUCGUAAAACGGAACCUCCUGUCUGUCCCAAUUCGGUAGUUGUGGAUACUGAUAUGUCCCAAUUACCUGAAGCUCGAAAUGAUGGUUCUCUUGAUUGUUCAGAGGAAGUACCUAAUGCAGUCCCGACUUUGAGUGAGAUUACAUGCAAAUGAGAUAAUUUUCCAUUGCAAGAUGAAUCCUUCAUUUGGUUCAUGUUAUGAUUCAUGUGAUCGUAAGAUCGUACAUAAAGGGAUUCUUAUUGGUGGGAUCACAUGCAUAAUUUUGAAAGGAGUACGUUUCACAGUUCAUUCACUCAAGAUUCUCGACAAGGACAGUGCGGUCUGAUAAGGAGAUGUGGGAGGUCAGAAAAUACAUCCAUACAAUGAAGAAAUUCGUGCCGACGAAGCCAUAUUUCAAGAAACCAUCGUGAUGAGCAUAUGAAUUGACAGAACAAGCCAAAUUGAUCAAAUUGGAAACUCCUCAUAUUGGGUUCCCAGGAGGGACAUUUUAUAGAGUUGCCUGACAUUAUAUGAAUUGAUCGAGAUUUUUUUUUCAUCCUGGGCUGAUCGAUAUUGGUUCAUGUAGCUGUCGGUAAUUAUUGUAAUUCUUGAAAUUUAAUCUAAUUAGAGUAGAGAAGUCAAAUAGUUGUCUUAGGAGAUGGGUAGACAUUUAGAAAAUAUACAAUUUUUUUUUCCGCCAAAUAGAUGUACAACAGUUCAAGAUUAGGUUACCAACUUACCAUGGUGUUUUGUUUCAGGGCGGGGGUAGAGACUAGGUAAGUUAGAUGAUUUACAUUUUUUCUUCCAGUAUUAGACGAUGCCAUCACUGAACUUUGCCAUGGUGUUACUAAAAUUGCUAUCUAAUUGUCUUUCCCUAUCUGUCCCAAGCAUUCCAUUUGGAUGAGCUGUGAGGGGGGUUGUGGUUGUGUUGUAAACCAUCUUCUAGAUGAAAAAUAGAAAAGUAAUUGGACAGAAAAGUCUGUCAGGAUUUGUAUUGAUUUUAGUGGUAUGUACUAGGAUCUGGGAAUUCAGGUCAGAGUUGACAAGGUUGCGUCUAUGGUGUUGUUUUGUGUAUUCCAACUGCAUAGAGCCUCAAAGAACUGAUUGAAAAUUAAUCUGUUCAUUUGAAGAAUUUGAAAUUCACUUCACCUUUGCAUUAA